This is a messenger RNA of Carassius gibelio (silver crucian carp), 2022 nucleotides long. RefSeq names its product stannin. The transcript has 2 exons. Gene Ontology annotation, cellular component: mitochondrial outer membrane. The record is from RefSeq and is a predicted model, not a curated record. The coding region runs from base 392 to 655 and encodes 87 amino acids. Lineage: Eukaryota; Metazoa; Chordata; Actinopteri; Cypriniformes; Cyprinidae.
GUGUGAGCGCCUCCUCUACUGGUUAACUGUCUAUGGUUAAAACACCAUUUCUUUUAGGCUGUUUGAUUGGAUAUGAGUCCUUUUUAGUCGUGAUCUCAUAUCCUGUACAGUGAAAAGCUUUAUUUAUUUAUUUAUUUAUUUAUUUGAUCGGCCCGGCCUGGAAAUGUAAGUGUCUGGUUUUAGAUAUUAUGAGUUAUAACACAGCAGCUGGAUCUGGAGACGGACGGACGGUUUCUGAAGCUGGGCGUCAACUCUCGCGACAUGGUUCGCAAAACGUACAGAAGCGUUAUUCUUUGAUUUAAAAAGCAGCCUAGUUUGGAUGUAAACCUACCAGAACUCUGCAGAACUGGACUUUUGAAGGCCUGUGGUUGAGCUUCUACUGGCUGACAGGAUGUCUAUCACGGACCAUAGCCCCACCACCGGGGUCGUCACGAUUAUUGUAAUACUUAUUGCCAUUGCAGCACUAGGAGCUUUAAUUCUUGGUUGUUGGUGCUACUUGCGACUGCAGCGCAUCAGUCAGUCUGAAGACGAGGAAAGCAUUGUCGGUGAAGGGGAAACCAAGGAGCCCUUCUUACUGGUCCAGUAUUCGGCCAAAGGCCCGCGGGUGGAGCACAAGACCAAGCUCACCCCUAACGGCACGGAGAGCCACACCUAAGUCCAUCUCCCUUCGCAGUGCAUACUGUGUAGUGGGUCGUGUUUCAAAGCAACCUACUGCAUGCAGUUGUCUAGUUGCUUUCACGUGAUUUUUUUUUUCUCGCCCAUUUUGUGGUGGUAGAGCCCUGUUAUAAUGUGAAAUCAAUAACUGUCAUAGUUUUUGUGCAAUGCUAUUUGUAAAGCCGUAACUAAGUUCUUAAGCUAAAUCAAGACUGAUUCUGUUUCUUUGGUGAUUUUACUUUAUUUCUCUUCCAGAGCUGGCUCUGGUUUUAAGAAACACAAAUUUUAAUGGAAUGGUUUCACAUCCAUGUCAAAGUCUUCGAUGCUUUUGGGGCUUUUUUAUCCAGUUCGUUCCAUUUACUUACUUACUUAAAAAUAAAGGUUCUAAAAUAAUUGGUUCCAUGAAGAGCAUCUAUUGCAUCUUUCCAUUCCACAAAAGGUUCUUCAUAGUGGAAAAGAGGUUAUUUUAAGAAUUGUUCACUGAAAUGUUUUUGAACAAAAAAAAGUUCUUCUAUGGCAUGGCUGUGAAAACCCAUUUUGAACCUUUAUUUUAAGUGUUGAAUUGCAAUACAAAAUUAACAUGUUUUUCAUUACAAAUGAGAACUUUAAGAUACCAUAACUUGCCAAAUUAUGUAAACUGGCUUUCGAAAGCUCUUACAUUACAUUUAUAAAUCAUAGUUUUAUUAGCACUUUUUAUCUUCAAUGUGACAUGCACGUGAUUUUGUAAAUAGCAUUUGCUGGUUCUGGUUUAAACCUGCUAGGAAACCACUACAAGAACAAAAGCCAAUGACUGAGGUCUUUUUAUUCUUGCUGAAUUCUAUUGUGAUCAAAGAGGCGUUUGUUUUUUUUGUGGUUGAGCACAUUUCUCCAUUAUGAGAAGUCAUAUGAAAGUGAAAAUAUUAUUUUUCUAGAUGGCUUAAUGCGCAACAUGGAUACUGAAAUGUCACCGAUUUGAGUUUGAACGUUUUCCUCAACAGUUUUUUUUGUGUGUGUGUGUGAUAUCGCAGUCUUCGCUGUUUGUACAUGCAAGAUGAAAGUGAAAGAAAUGAUUUAUUUUUAUACAAUAUUCAUGCAAAUAUUGUCUGUAGAAUCAAAAUCAACAGUCAGGCAUAUAGAUGAAGCCUGAAAAUGCUAGUGAUUUCACUGAUAUCAGAUGUUUAGGAUUCUGUCGUACAUUUGUUUGUGUAUGAUGUGCUGUUCAAUAUAAAGAAGAAAAAAACAAGGACAGUACAUGCAUGUUACAUUAAUCUGCAUAAUUGAGAAAAAGCCAUUUUUAAUCAGUAAAAGGCUUAGUAUAUUGCUUCUGUCACUCCAGCUGGUGUCUGUCCAGUGUUUGAUUGUACUGAACAAUAAAACCUGUUAGGGUAA